Molecule: messenger RNA, 689 nt
Organism: Paramecium pentaurelia
Lineage: Eukaryota; Ciliophora; Oligohymenophorea; Peniculida; Parameciidae
Source: the annotation of a GenBank genome assembly
AUGUUGUAUUCUAUUCGUGAAAGCGAAGCCGAAGGCAAUAUAUCAACAGAUUCAUAUACUGCCAAUUAAUCUAUUAAUUAAGAUAUUCUUGUAACAAAAAAGAGUUCCAAUAGAUCAUUACCAAAAAAUCAAUAAGAUUUAGAUGAAGAAAUAUAAAAUUUGAAUAAUGUUAUAAAUAAAUUGAGAAAGGUAGAAUAAUUACUUCUCAGUUAAAUAAAGGAUCUAAAACAUUAAUUAGAAAUUCAAUAUAAAAGUUCAAAUAAAGAUCAAGAAUGUAUAGAUGAAUUAAACAAAGAACUAAAUUCAAUAUCAAAUAAAUUACAUCAUGAGAUUAUUCACAAUAGUUAGUAAUAAAAAACUAAUAUAGAAUUACAAAAGUCUAUUCUUAAAUUAGAAUAAGAUCUCAUUAUAAGUAAUCAAGAAAAUUAAGAUAUUUCAGAAGAAUUGCAAAUCAUAAAGUAUUAUUAUAUUAAGGAAGAUCUAAAUAUUCCAAUGAACACAAAUUUGUUGAAUCAUUAUUACAUAUGGUCAUUAGUUGCCAUCCUGAACAUUCUUUUCGAGAGUAGCCAUCACUUAAGUAGGCCUGGAAAUGGUUAAAAUCAAUUCUUUCUGAUUAUUUAGCACUUAAAUAAAAAACAAGAAAUUAUAAAGAAGGCUCUAGCUAAAAUUCAAGCUCCACUAAUAAAUGA